AUGGUGGUAAUAUCUAUAUCCCUAGGUUGCCCGGAUGCUGACCCCACCUUGACCCCAUGGAACCCUGGGCACGACGAAACCGCGCAAGUGUUUGUGGGUAGCGGACAGAACUACCUUCUUCAGUCAUCAGCCACGUUUUUAUCGUUGUACGUCGAAGAUGGUGGAAGGGUUGUCUUUGCUGACUUUGGACCGACAAGUGAUACAGAAAUAGUCCUGAGGGCACGCGAGGUCACCGUAUGGAGAGAUGGAGAGUUCCACAUCGGCAGCGAGACCUGCCCGUACCAGGGGAAGGCCACGGUGUCUCUGUACGGCCGCAAGGACGACCGAAGGAACAGCAAACAGUUCCUGGUCAUGGCAGGCGGAACGGUGGAAAUCCACGGGCAACACAAGCUGGCGUGGACACAGCUCACACAGACAGUUCCGGCAGGGGGCCUUCCUAAGGGUGCCUUUGCUUGGGAUUCUGCUAGUAGCGGAUCCGGAAGGGGUCGAGGAAUACACGUGAACGUCGUCGAUGAAAUAUCAGGAGUCGUGGUGGGCUGGCAAAGUUUCGACACUCACGAUAGCGAAGACAACAGCCGAAGUCUGGCGACUUUUAUCGACCAGAUCCCGUCGGGAAAAAUCGUGACGCUGCAAGCACAAGAUGACGCAUCAGCGAAUCUGGAGGCAACGGCCCGAGAGAAGAUCCGGGCUUUGGGAAGCGUCGAAGUGGAUUUCUUAUCCCACAGGGAGCCCUGGGCCUUUGUCGGUGUGAAGGGAGACCCCAGCCGUGCAGUGGAGCAGAGAAUCCCCUAUGUGGACACACAGACCACCGGUACUGCUGCUGUAACAGCCACUUUUGAUGCCUUCUUCGGCUCCUUUGAUGUCACCGCCACAAGCGAGUGGCUGGGAGGACAAGAUCGGUGCACCUUUGAGGUGACGGGCAGUGGUAAUGAAUACGUCAUCAACCUGAAGGAUGACGUCAGCUCCUGGCAGCCCGGGGACCGCAUCGUGCUGGCCAGCACGGACUACAACAUGGAGCAGGCAGAGGAGUUCCAGCUGCUGCCGUGUCAGGAGUGCUCCAGCCACCAGGUCAAGAUAAGCGGACAAGUUCAGUACAACCACUUCGGCGAGAUCUCGGAUGACGUUGACUUACGGGGAGAGGUCGGCCUGCUGACCAGGAACAUCAAGUUCCAGGGGGAGAUGGAGGACAGCUGCUACGGCGACAACUUCUGCCAGUUCUUCGACUACGACACUUACGGGGGACAUUUGAUGAUUUUGGGAGGCUUCAAAAACGUCCACCUGUCUGGUAUCGAGUUCACCCACAUGGGUCAGCAGGUGCUCGCCAGAUAUCCUGUCCACUUCCACCUGGCCGGAGAUGUGGACGAGGUUGGGGGCUACAGCCGCCCAACGUACGUCCGGGAGCUGUCCAUUCACCACUGCUUCUCCCGCUGUGUGACCAUCCAUGCCACCCACGGGCUGCUGGUCCAAGACACAGUCGGGUACGACACGAUCGGCAACUGCUAUUUCCUGGAGGACGGGAUGGAGCAGCGUAACGUCCUGGACCACAACCUGGGCCUGGUGACGCGGGCGGGCACGCUCCUGCCCACCGACAGGGACGACAACAUGUGGCGGUCCAUGAGGGACGCCGUCUACGGGAACUACGUUCCACAGACCAGUGACUGUCGGGGUGUAGCAACGUUCUUUAUAGCUCACCCUAACAACGUCCUCACCAACAAUGCGGCUGCAGGAUCUCUGCAUGCUGGAAUCUGGUACGUAUUCUACAGCGAGCCUACCGGCCUAUCGACUGGCGAUCUCCCUCCGUACGAAGCCUCGAGGACCCCCAUGGGUCGGUUCUACAACAACAGGGUGCAUUCAAAUGGAAUGGACGGACUUGUGAUAGACUACGGAGUGAAGACCACUGGGGCAUCUUCAACUUCACCGGAGGAAUAUCUAUCCAGAACAGAUGCACGGUACAAGCCCCAUCAGAACGCUGACCUCCUGCAGCCGCGCGUGCCAGCCAUGAUCGAGGGUCUCAUCGCCUUCAAGAACAUGGAACAAGGGGCGUGGGUCCGCGGAGGGGACAUCUGGUUGGACAAAUGCGCCGAAGGUACAUUCCCCAACGACGAAGGGUCGAGCCAGAAGAUCUGGAACAGCAUCUUCAUCGGGGAGAGUGAGAACGUGGGCACUGCCAGCGGGUCCAGUGUCUGGGGGAUGGGAGGGGUCAAACCGAUGGAGAGGAGCCUGCCUAAAGCCACAGAUUUCCCUAUGCGUGGGCUAGAGGUAUACAACGGCCCCACACUGGCUGAAAGCUGCACCUUCAAGAAGUACGCCUCUGCCCCGGAGUACAACCGCUGGAGCAGCGCGAUCGGGUUCUUCCAGAACAACAACUGGCAAACAGCGCCGAGGAACAACCUCAGGGGGAUCAAGUUUGAGGAUGUUCAGAGCCGCGUGUUUCUCGGCGGUAGCAACUUGCCCUGGUUUCAAGGGUACAACCUAGACGGAGACAAGACACAGAUUUUCCACGAUGUCGACGGCAGUACCACCGGCUACCUUGACACCUAUGUAGUCGGGCAGGACAACUUUGUGCUGAGGAACCCGGGCUGUGUGGAGAAGCCGGAGUGGCGAGCCUACAUCUGCAGUGGCAAGUAUGCACAGAUGUGUCUGCAAGGAGGUUGA
This is a messenger RNA of Branchiostoma floridae (Florida lancelet), 2655 nucleotides long. Its product is annotated as cell surface hyaluronidase-like. Lineage: Eukaryota; Metazoa; Chordata; Leptocardii; Amphioxiformes; Branchiostomatidae. The record is from RefSeq and is a predicted model, not a curated record. The transcript is spliced from 17 exons. The coding region runs from base 1 to 2655 and encodes 884 amino acids.